AUGAAGAAGAGCACCAUGUCUCCGGUAAUUGUCGACGAGAAAGACGAAGCCAAAAGCUUUAGAGUGGAGAAAGUUGGAGCUUCCAGGUCUCAUGCUAUGGAAAAUGGCAAAGAGGAAGCACCAAAGAAUAAGCUAGAGAGGAAGUCAACUGAAGACAUCAACGAAAGCGCAGAGGCGUUCAUCAAGAAGUUCAGGAAGCAGCUUUUGAUCCAAAGGCUUGAGUCGAUUGAGAAUUAUGAGCAAAUGCUUGCAAGGGGCCUCUAA
Molecule: messenger RNA, 264 nt
Organism: Prunus armeniaca (apricot)
Lineage: Eukaryota; Viridiplantae; Streptophyta; Magnoliopsida; Rosales; Rosaceae
Source: the annotation of a GenBank genome assembly